AUGUUCAGGAACAACUACGACAACGACUCGGUCACAUUCUCGCCCCAGGGCAGGAUAUUCCAGAUCGAGUAUGCCGCCGAGGCCGUCAAGCAGGGCUCCGUCGUUGUCGGCAUCGUCAGCAAAACACACGCCGUCCUGGUCGCCGUCAAGCGCAACGCCGAGGAGCUCUCCUCGUACCAGAAGAAGCUCUUCUCCGUCGACGAGCACGCCGGCAUCGCCAUCGCCGGCCUCACCUCGGACGCCCGCGUCCUCUCCAACUUUAUGAAGCAGCAGUGCCUCGGCCACCGCAUGACCUACGGCCGCUCGAUGCCGCUGCGCGCCCUCGUCGACCUCAUCGGCGAGAAGGCCCAGAUCAACACGCAGAUGUACGGCAAGCGGCCCUACGGCGUCGGCCUGCUCGUCGCCGGCGUCGACGAGACGGGGCCCCACCUCUUCGAGUUCCAGCCCUCGGGCAUGACCGAGGAGAUGUCCGCCUUUGCCAUCGGCGCCCGCUCCCAGAUGGCCCGCACCUACCUCGAGCGCAACGUCGACGCCUUUGCCGCCUGCAGCCGCGACGACCUCGUGCGCCACGGCCUGCGCGCCCUGCGCGAGAGCCUCGUCCAGGACCGCGAGCUGACCGUCGAGAACACGAGCAUCGCCACCGUCGGCUUUGCCGACGGCAAGAAGCAGCUCGAGCCCUUCCAGGUGCUCGACGGCCAGGACGUCAAGGUGUGGAUCGACGCUGCGGCCGCGCCAGCCGAGGGCGAGGGUGACGGUGAGGGUGAAGGCGAGGGCGACGGGGACCGCAUGACGGUGGACGAGUAG
Verticillium nonalfalfae is the source of this 804-nucleotide messenger RNA. RefSeq lists its product as uncharacterized. The coding region runs from base 1 to 804 and encodes 267 amino acids. The record is from RefSeq and is a predicted model, not a curated record. Gene Ontology annotation, biological process: ubiquitin-dependent protein catabolic process. NCBI's taxonomy places the organism in Eukaryota, Fungi, Ascomycota, Sordariomycetes, Glomerellales, Plectosphaerellaceae. The transcript has 3 exons. Gene Ontology annotation, cellular component: proteasome core complex, alpha-subunit complex; proteasome core complex; nucleus.